CUCUUCAUCUUGGGAAAGAUCAGCAACACCAGGUCGAGACAGACACACAGAAAGCCUCUUUAGUCCAACUGCAAGCUGCAAGUCCAACUGCAAAUAUAAGAUGCCUACUACAAAAAGAAUCAUUUCUGACACCCGGAAGCCAGAAAAAGGAAAAAAGGUCAAAGCUGUAAAAGCACCCACAGAGAGGACCCCAGCCUAUGAGCCAAAUAUUCCUGAACCCAAAUGCAGAGCUGAUCUUGUCAAAUAUUGGAUUAAUUUAUCCCUGGAUGACAAAACAGCCAAUAAAAUGCUGUGGAUUACAGAAGGUGGAGCUAAAGUGGCCCGUAUGACUGAUAAUAUCACUUGUCCUGUCUUGGACAGACCAGAGCGAUAUGAGUAUGCUCCACAGGUUCUUUGCAAAGAAGGUGUCCUGGGAAGCCGAGGCUACUGGGAGGUGGAAUAUUCAGGAUGGGUUGUGAUUGGAGUCGCAUACGAAGGAGCAGGAAGGAGGAACAUGGAUGGGCCCUGUGGCCUGGGAGAAAAUGAGGAGUCCUGGGGUCUUGGCUGGAGUGGUUCCAGCUAUUAUGCCUGGCACAAAGGCCACAGUACAGAGAUUGUGGAGAUUCCCAAGAGCUCCACGAUAGGCGUAUAUCUUGACCAGCCUGCUGGUGUCCUUAAUUUUUAUGCUGUGGAAGAAGUGAUUGAGGGAGAGGAAUGCAACGGAAAAAAGGAGGUUAAACUUUUGAAGCAGUUUAAAAGCUCCUUUAAGGAGAAAAUGAUGCCAGCUUUCUGGGUGGGAACACACUCUAACUGCAUUAUCAAAAAGAAGGAGGAAUAAAGUGUCAGCAUAUAGACAGCAUAUAAUCAUAUCUAAAACUGAGUGGAGCUGAACUCUGGCUGGGAGAGGAGUGAAGUAGUUGUCAUCCUACUGCAAUAAAACAACCAAUAAGGCUGUUUUAAACACAAAAUAACUUCACACAAUAGGGCCGUCCACAUCAUCAGAACUUAUAUUUAAUGAAAACAGUACCACAAAUAUAAUCCUUAUCUACCAUAUCUCUGAGGCAAUCAUGCAGCAAAUUUUUGUACAAUUCAAUAAAGGGAACAAAGCGCAAUCAGUAAAUAUUGAAUACUGUCCACUCUGUCGGACUUUUCUGAAACCACAGGACCACUCAAGGUUUAUACUAAUAUAUAUGUAUAUGUACUUGUAUUCCUCCAUUGUUAUUGUUUGCUAAGAAUAUAUAACUAGUUUGGCAUGAGUCUAUGUACUGUAAAAUGUUAAAUAUGCAAAAAUGUAAAUGAAAAAUAAAGUUCAG
Molecule: messenger RNA, 1292 nt
Organism: Archocentrus centrarchus (flier cichlid)
Lineage: Eukaryota; Metazoa; Chordata; Actinopteri; Cichliformes; Cichlidae
Product: stonustoxin subunit beta-like
Exons: 5
Coding region: 101-817 (238 amino acids)
Molecular function (GO): protein binding
Source: RefSeq, a predicted model, not a curated record